GUCGGCCGAGUCCCGCUUGGCGGAGGCGAAAUCUCUCGGCUGAACCAUGUCGGCCUUAGAGAAGCCUCAGAUCAUCUCGCAUAUCCAGAAGGGUCUCAAUUACACGGUGUUUGACUGUAAGUGGAUGCCCUGCAGUGCCAAAUUUGUGACCAUGGGCAACUUCGCACGGGGCACCGGCGUCAUUCAGCUGUACGAGAUCCAGCAAGGGGACCUAAAGCUGCUGCGGGAGAUUGAAAAGGCCAAACCCAUUAAAUGUGGAACAUUUGGCGCAACAUCUUUACAGCAGAGAUAUCUGGCCACUGGAGAUUUUGCUGGAAACCUUCAUAUAUGGAAUUUGGAAGCUCCAGAGGUCCCGGUGUACUCUGUAAAGGGCCAUAAAGAAAUUAUAAAUACUAUAGAUGGUGUUGGUGGACUUGUAAUUGGGGAAGGGGCCCCUGAAAUUGUGACUGGCAGCCGAGAUGGAACUGUAAAGGUGUGGGACCCAAGGCAGAAAGAUGAUCCUGUUGCUAAUAUGGAACCUGUACAAGGAGAAAACAAGAGAGACUGUUGGACUGUGGCAUUUGGCAACGCUUAUAAUCAAGAGGAACGUGUCGUGUGUGCCGGCUACGACAACGGAGACAUCAAGCUGUUUGAUCUCAGAAAUAUGUCCUUACGGUGGGAGACAAAUAUAAAAAAUGGGGUGUGUAGCUUGGAGUUUGACAGAAAAGACAUAAGUAUGAAUAAGUUAGUAGCUACAUCUCUGGAAGGAAAGUUUCAUGUUUUUGACAUGAGAACACAGCAUCCAACCAAAGGUUUUGCUUCUGUUUCAGAAAAGGCUCAUAAAUCUACUGUGUGGCAGGUCCGACACCUGCCCCAGAACCGGGAGGUCUUCCUGACAGCGGGGGGCGCCGGCAGCCUGCACCUCUGGAAGUACGAAUACCCGAUUCAGCGAUCAAAGAAAGAUUCCGAGGGUGUAGAGAUGGGAGUUGCAGGUUCCGUCAGCCUUCUGCAGAAUGUUACGUUGUCUACUCAGCCCAUUUCAAGUUUGGACUGGAGUCCAGAUAAGAGAGGUCUGUGCAUCUGUAGUUCAUUUGACCAAACGGUGAGAGUACUGAUCGUUACAAAACUCCAAAAAAUUGAUCUUUGGACUUGAAACCCUCCAAAGCAAAUACUCAGAGAAUGUAGAAUACGUUCUGGGAUCCUCUAACCCUCACUGAACAAAGUGCGGUUUGACUGAUGGGAAAAGGCCCCAGACAAACCUCUGGGCCAGCCUCUUUCUGGCUGUGAAAGGUCACACGGCCUGACCAGCGUCCUGACUGGGUGGUGGUUUGCUGUUGCACAUGGAGUACCAAGGUCUCCAGAGCCAACUCUGUUUCUCCCCCCUCCAUUUCUAAUAAAAAGUUGCAACUUUUCUAU
Messenger RNA from Cervus elaphus (red deer), 1395 nucleotides. RefSeq names its product dynein axonemal assembly factor 10-like. The record is from RefSeq and is a predicted model, not a curated record. The transcript has a single exon. The coding region runs from base 47 to 1132 and encodes 361 amino acids. Lineage: Eukaryota; Metazoa; Chordata; Mammalia; Artiodactyla; Cervidae. Gene Ontology annotation, molecular function: ubiquitin binding.